CAAACACACCCAAUAAUGACAAAGAGGCAGAAACGAGAGAGAGAGGGGUAGAGAUAAUGGAGAGUGAGAGUGAAAGAAAAGCUUCGAGCAAUUCUCGUAGUCCUAACAACUCCAAAGAUGCUAAUAAUAAUCCCAAGCUUUCAAUAAUAUCCAACAAAUCUAAAAGAGAGCCUGGAGGAUGGAAGAGCAUGCCUUACAUUCUUGGAAAUGAAACAUUUGAAAGACUAGCUGCAAUGGGAUUACUAGCAAAUUUCAUGGUGUAUCUAAAAAAAAUGUAUCAUAUGGAUCAAGUUUCGGCGACCAGCUUAAUGGGGUUAUGGACGGGAGUCACCAGUUUCUUGCCUCUUCUCGGCGCAUUUCUCUCCGACGCUUAUAUUGGCCGCUACUGGACUAUCGCUAUUGCUUCCAUUUUUUCCUUUCUGGGGAUGGCUUCAAUGACACUAACGGCAUGGUUGCCGCAGCUACAUCCACCGGGGUGUGGUGGAUCAGUGAAAUGCUUGACGCCGACGGCUUCUCAAUUGGGAUUCUUAAUAAUGAGUCUUUGUUUAGUAUCAAUCGGAAGCGGCGGAAUACGACCGUGUAGUAUUCCAUUCGGGGUGGAUCAAUUUGAUCCGACGACGGAGAAAGGGCGGAAAGGGAUAGCGAGUUUUUAUAAUUGGUAUUACGCAACAUUCAUGGUGGUUUUGGUGAUUACAUUGACAAUUGUUGUGUAUAUUCAAGACUCAGUUAGCUGGGUUUUGGGAUAUGGAAUUCCGACGGUGCUGAUGUUUUGUUCUAUAAUUCUGUUCUUCAUGGGAACUCAUGUUUAUGUGUUCAUAAAGCCUGAAGGAAGCAUAUUUACUGGCUUAGCUCAAGUGGCUGUUGCUGCUUACAAAAAGCGUCAUCUUAAACUCCCUGAUGAUAGGAAGGGUUUUUAUGACCCCCCGUUGGACCCUGCCUCUGUUGUCCUCUCAAAGCUUCCUCUCACUAACCAAUUCAGUUUUCUAAACAAAGCAGCAAUCAAGACAGAGAAUGAUAUAAACCCGGACGGAAGGAGAGUAAACAAAUGGAAUUUAAGCAGCAUACAACAAGUAGAAGAAUUAAAAUGCUUGUUUAGAGUUUUCCCAAUUUGGGUAACAGGAAUCCUUAGCCUAACUCCAAUUAUUCAACAAUCCACCUUCUCAAUUUCUCAAGCUCUUAAAAUGAACCGUCACAUGGGGUCCAAUUUCCAAAUCCCUCCUGCUUCCAUAAUCGUCAUCUCUUUCCUCACCAUCACUUUCUUCAUCCCUUUCUACGAUCAAUUCCUCGUCCCGACUCUCCGUAAAUUCACUGGACACCCGAACGGCAUAACCGAGCUCCAACGCAUGGCCAUCGGCAUAGUCUUCGCAGUCCUUUCCAUGGUCGUCGCUGGCCUAAUCGAAAUGCAGAGAAGGAAUCAAGCCAACAAUAACGGGUCUAUAAUGUCAGUUUUUUGGCUCACUCCACAAUUCUUCCUAAUGGGGCUCUGUGAAGCGUUUAAUAUAAUUGGGCAAAUAGAGUUUUUCAAUAAGGAAUUUCCAGAGCAUAUGAGGACUAUGGGAAAUGCUUUUUCGUCAUGCUCUAUCGCUUUAUCUAGCUAUAUUAAUACGGCUAUGGUUUUGAUUGUGCAUCGAACCACCGGACGUGGCGGCGCUCAUGGCAAGCCCGAUUGGUUGAUAGAUGAUCUCAAUAAAGGGAGACUAGAUUACUUUUAUUAUGUAGUAGCUGCAACAGCGUUUUUUAAUUUUUUCUUUUUUCUUUAUUGUGCUAAAAAUUACCGUUACAAAGGUCAUGUGUCUGACGACGAGCAAGAUUUGAAACUUGUUAUUAGCUCGGACAAAGUGUUGGAUGUUUGAAUAUCAUCAUUUGCUUAAUAAUUAAUUUCUUAUACUUAUACUCUCU
Messenger RNA from Cucumis sativus (cucumber), 1899 nucleotides. RefSeq names its product protein NRT1/ PTR FAMILY 2.13. The coding region runs from base 57 to 1853 and encodes 598 amino acids. Gene Ontology annotation, biological process: transmembrane transport; oligopeptide transport. NCBI's taxonomy places the organism in Eukaryota, Viridiplantae, Streptophyta, Magnoliopsida, Cucurbitales, Cucurbitaceae. The record is from RefSeq and is a predicted model, not a curated record. Gene Ontology annotation, cellular component: plasma membrane. The transcript has 4 exons. Gene Ontology annotation, molecular function: transmembrane transporter activity.